GGAUUUCCUGCUAGUCCAUGCUUGUCCCACCCCCCUCCUUAUUCGCUCGCAACUCAUCAUGAUCGAUUAUCUUCUAGGCAGGCCAAGUCCUUCAUGGAAGCGCACUCAGGUCUUUCUUGUCAUCAUCUUUUGGAUUUGGAGGCUCGUGCACGGCAGUCCCAAUGCUCCACGUCUUCUAUGGCUCAGAAAAGUCAACAGACGUUUACAGCAUUUCUCGCCUUGGCAAAUUAUCGUUAGUACAAUGACUGCAUUGUACGCUGCUCGGAAUUUGGACAAGAUUCUUGGUUUUGGAGCACCGGAACCUCUGGCUCGUUUGUACUCGCCCUCAUAUUACCGUGCAACAUGGAUUGCAAUUGGCCUUGAUGCUGGAUUUGCUACGGCCAUGUCCAUACGCCCUAAAUGGCUUAAAGAUAUCUGCUCUAUCUUAUUCUCCGUCUAUUAUAUCAUCUAUGCGAAUGAAGCUGAUGAAAAGAUCCGUAGGUUCAGAGCUGUUCCGACCGUCGAAAUGCUCAGAAUUACCUGGGAGAAGACGACCAACCCAUAUCUUCGUUUAAUUGCGCUGACCCCGCCAAUGUCUCUGUGUCGGAAAUUUUUGCUUCCGAGGCCUCCCACAUCGACAUACGACCGUCCUUUAAAGGUGCACGUCUACUUUGCGCCACCUGCACCCCAGCUUCAGCAAGCCACAGAUCUCAUACUUGAUUUCCCUGGUGGCGGAUUUGUCGCGAUGACCCCGGAGCAUCACGACGAGCGAUUGCGCUCGUGGGCGCUGCGAACGGGCAAACCAGUGCUCUCCGUCGACUACGGAAAGGCACCAGAAUAUCCAUACCCUUUCGCGAUUGAUGAAUGCUUCGAUGUUUAUCAAGCGAUCUGCACGUCUGCUGGACGAUGCAUUGGCAUGUCUGGUAAGAAGCUUAACAUUAUAUUGACCGGAGACUCUGCCGGAGCAACACUUGUUGUGGGCGUUAUGGUCAAAAUUUUACAGCACAACGCCACGCUUCCUGCUUCUACAGUACCUCUUCCCGCACCUGUCGCACUUGUCCUGAGCUAUGCCGCGCUAGACUUCAAUUUUACCUCUUGGAUGUCCCCUGAGAACCUCCAAGUCUUGCGCUCGGAGCAGUCCUCGGGCAAUCUUCCCGGUAUCCACGAGCUGGCAUCACAGAAAGAUCAUCUGCAACACGUCAGCCCACUCAGCAUGGUGGGGGACCGCAAACAUGGGUCCGGUAGACGGAAAUUACAUAGACGCAGGAGCUGGAAAGAUGCGCUCCUUGAUUUCACAGGGGUAGACGCUGACACGAAGCCGGUACCAGAACGGCACCAUUCGACCUUGGGAAUGAAGAAAAAGAGUUCCGUGGUAUCAUUUGGGACACGCGCUAGGAAAGACGGUGCACAAACCAAGCCAGCGCGGCACGACGAUAGUGGUUUUUGGGCGGGCUCCGAAAGCGAUGAAGAUGAGCCCAUGAGGGAGGAGGACCGGCCACUUGAGGAGCGCGUGCGCUAUGUGUACCCGGAAUGCGAUGGUGCACGUUUGCACCAGACGCUCGAGAAACAGCAAGAGCAACUCUCAGCGGCUGUGGCGGAGGCUGAUAUUAAAGCAUCGUCCAUCAAGGGCGGGGACAAGAAGCGGGAACCGAUUGGUACCCGAUUGACGAUGACUAGCCGCACAGGAUAUUUCCAGGACAGAGUCAUACCUCCGAGUAUGAUGCGCGCUAUGGCCAUCCUCUAUAUUGGUCCCCACCACAAUCCGGAUUUUGCCACUGAUUACUUCAUCUCGCCGAUCCUUACACCUUCGAAUCUCUUAGCGCAAUUCCCCCCUCUUUUGAUGCAAUGCGGUGAAAAGGAUCCGUUCGUGGACGACACGGUCAUUUUUGCGGGACGUGUCCGUGAGGCCAAACGUGCGCGUAAAAUUGAACUCGAACUUGCACUUUCUGGCAAGAGCGCCCGGUUUGGGGAAAUGCUCCAAAUGAGCACCGCGCACUUUGAGAAUACAGAGGGGAUUGAGAAGUUGAGGAAAGAGAGGGACCAACUUGCUAAAGAAACUGAGGACGACUGGGUGCAGAUGGUGCUAUUCUCUGAUUGGAGCCACGGGUACCUGCAGAUGAUGUCCCUUAUGAGCGAGGCACGGGCUGUGGUUGAGGACCUGGCCGACUGGAUGGAUGAUGCGUUUGUGAGGUACAGUGGUAAAGAGAGCAGCAGCUCUAGGGCCGAGCUGAAACUUGUUGAUACUCCUGGAACGAAGAAGACCCGGUCACGCAGGAAUUCGCCGCAAUCGUCGUCUCACUCGCCGAAACGCGUCAAUGGGGAUGCGGAUGCCGUGAAUGGGAAGGAUGGUAGUCCCAGCCCGUUUACAUCUGAAACGGAGACGGAGGACUCGGGCAUUACGUUUGUGGCUCGCAAGCGGCUUACUAUGACGCAGGGGAGCUCAGUGAAUUCGACGCCUCCGAUGAAUUCGCGGAGGGGCUCUGGGGAGCUUACUGAGACGGUGUUGCAAACACUGAAGACGGGGCAGAAGCAAACUGAAACGGUCACGACGACGCCUCAGAGCAGUACGCCUCGUGGAGGGAACGUGAAGAUAGGACAAAGGAUCACGGAGUCUGAAUUAAUGAGGCGGAGGAGGUUGUUGGAUGCACAUAUAUUUGAAGGACAAGGUAGUUCGUGAGGGUUGCACGUUCUACAAAGUGAGUGAAAUGUACACUGGAUAUAGUAAUAUAAUGUAUUGUAGCUAUAGUUAGUAGUGUGUAGUUGGAUACGAUUCGCACCGAAAAGUCUGACUCGUCCUAGUAUGAGAAUACACGAUGCGGUUACCGUACCCAUCAAAAGUCUGGAUUCUAAAUAUGGUACACGGUGGGAGGUCAUGGACGUACAUGGGAACUAACAACGUGAAGAUGGAUCUGAUGGCCAGAGAGACUUUAGUUUGAUGCAGUGACCGGGAGUUACGGAUUUUGUGGAAGAUCGGAAGUUGGUUAAGGAAAAGAUAGGAAUAGGCUAAAAGCUGUAUGGUA
Molecule: messenger RNA, 2999 nt
Organism: Suillus paluster
Lineage: Eukaryota; Fungi; Basidiomycota; Agaricomycetes; Boletales; Suillaceae
Product: Alpha/Beta hydrolase protein
Exons: 10
Coding region: 59-2656 (865 amino acids)
Biological process (GO): triglyceride catabolic process
Cellular component (GO): cytosol
Molecular function (GO): sterol ester esterase activity; triacylglycerol lipase activity
Source: RefSeq, a predicted model, not a curated record